This is a messenger RNA of Aplysia californica (California sea hare), 4388 nucleotides long. Its product is annotated as calpain-7. NCBI's taxonomy places the organism in Eukaryota, Metazoa, Mollusca, Gastropoda, Aplysiida, Aplysiidae. The record is from RefSeq and is a predicted model, not a curated record. Gene Ontology annotation, biological process: proteolysis. The transcript is spliced from 20 exons. Gene Ontology annotation, molecular function: calcium-dependent cysteine-type endopeptidase activity. Bases 165 to 2738 code for a protein of 857 amino acids.
UUCCUAGCAAAUUUAGGAUGCAGUGUUGUGUAUUGAGUCAGGCACCAAGUCAUCAAGCCCGAAAAUAGAAGAGCGAGAAUAGACUUCUGGAGACACUUAUAACAAGGGCAGUGGCUUCUCUGUAUAUCGGAUCUUUGGCUUACAAGUACUUGUAGAGGAGCACAAUGUAUGACCCAUCAUCAGGCUACCAUGGAGCAGACCCAACAAUAUUGGAAAGGGAGGGUGCCAAUCUUGCUAACAUAGCUGUGCAGCAUGACAGAUCAAUGAAUUUUGCUGAUGCUGCUUUCUAUUAUUCCGAAGCUGCUCAGACCUUGUUAGCUGCUGCUCAGGCUGGUUCUCAGUUGAAUGGCAUUGUGGACAGGGCAACCCAGUACAUGUUGAGAGCGGAUGAUCUCAAGCAAGCCUUGCAGUCUACAAAGUCUGGCCCCACUCAACCUCAGAAAACCAACUUACAACUUGAUUUGGAAAGAGCUCGUUUCAUUCUGAGUGAAGCUUUAGAUGAAGAUGAACAGAAAAAUCUGGACGAGGCAAUCAACCUGUAUUCUGAAGCCAUAGAUCUUUGUCUACAAAUUCGGGACAAUAAUCCUGAUCCUAAAUUGAAAGAUAAUGUUGUCAAAAUGGCCACUCAAGCGCUGGACCGUGCUGAAGCCUUGAAAAAGAAAAAAGCAAAUACUCUUCCUUCACCAACAUCAUCAACGUCGUCUUCUGUUAGAACUGCAGAUGGCAAAAUUGUGCCCCCUUUAGGGUUUGGGGCAUUCCUGGAAGAUGACAACAAUGGCAAAAGCAGCGUGAGCUCUCGGCUUCCCUCCCCUAGCAUGGGGGCUCCGACUGUUGGGGACACCCGGACGUUCACACCAUCAGGAAAGAGGGGAUUGAUCAAUGUGGGACCCAGCUCUUACUCAAAGGAUGAAAUUGCUGUUCUCAGGAGCACUUCCAAAAUCAACAGUAGAGAAUAUGUGCCUUUCCUGGCCGUGGACAGAAGGGAGAAAUUUGCCUUUCCAGUUCAAUUUGAUGACAAGGAUGGGAAACUCAUCUUGUCCCCCAAGCAGAAGCAGCAGUUUGGGAAGUGGGUCCGCCCGGAGGCGUUCUGUGAUGACCCCAAGGUUAUCAUUGCUGUGUCCAGUUUCAGUAUUCGGCAGACAAUAGUUUCAGACUGCAGCUUUGUUGCCUCUCUUGCCAUCAGUGCUCAGUAUGAGAAACGGUUCAGGAAAAAGCUAAUCACAAACAUCAUUUUCCCACAAAAUCGUAAUGGUGAGCCUGUGUUGAAUCCUUGUGGGAAGUACAUGGUUAAGCUGAACUUGAAUGGGGUCUGGAGAAAGGUUGUUAUAGAUGACUACCUCCCAAUGUCCAAGUAUGGAGACUUGCUCUGCUCUUUCUCAAACAACAAGAAUGAGUUAUGGGUCUCUCUGCUGGAGAAGGCAUACAUGAAAGUCAUGGGAGGUUACGACUUUCCAGGCUCCAACUCGAACAUAGACUUGCAUGCCUUGACAGAAUGGAUUCCCGAGAGGGUGGCCAUAAGAGCCGGCUCAGCUGAGUUCAAUAAAGACCGAGAGUUCAAGCGCCUGUUGGACAGGUUUCAUAAAGGUCACUGUCUGGUCACAGUAGCCACUGGUGAACUGUCGGAUGUGGAGGCUGACCGCGCUGGGCUGGUGCCCACUCAUGCAUACGCCAUGCUGGAUGUCAAGGAGUAUAAGGGCCGCCGCUUGUUUAUGCUUAAGAAUCCAUGGAAUCACUUGAGGUGGAAAGGCAACUUUUCUGAAAAAGAUUUGGCCAACUGGACUCCAGAACUGCAGAAAGCACUGAACUAUGAUCCAAAGAGUGCCCAAAUGUUUGAUAAUGGUGUAUUUUGGAUAGACUAUGACUCGCUGUGCAAAUUCUUUGAUGUUUUCUACAUCAACUGGGAUCCUGAAUUGUUUUCUUACACUACCUGUAUUCAACACACCUGGUCUGCCAAGGAAGGCCCCAAGAAAGACUCUUACAACAUCAGUGAUAACCCACAGUACAAGCUGGAAAUAAAGGGGAACCAACCAGGAGCUGUGUGGAUUUUGCUGACUCGGCAUAUAGUUGACAAGGCUGAUUUUGCUGACAACAAAGAGUUCAUCACAGUUCUUGUAUAUAAGAAUGGAGGAAAGAAGGUGUUCUAUCCAUAUGACCCUCCGCCUUACAAAGAUGGUGUGCGCAUCAACAGUCCUCACUACCUGUGCAAACUAGUUGAGAACAACAGCCAUGAACCUUACACUCUUGUUAUCUCACAGUAUGAAAAGAACAACACAACACAUUACACACUUCGUGUGUACAGCACAUUGGAGUUUUCAUUAACAAGGUUUUUGAAUCCUUACAAAAAACAGUAUGAUAAGAAGAUCACAGGUCAGUGGAAGGGCAAAAGUGCAGGUGGAUGCGCCAACAACCGUGAUAGCUACAGCAACAACCCUCUGUACCAGGUGCACAUCGACAACCAGAGCACGGACAAUCACCUCAUGAUUGAACUGCUGGGGCCAAAGCAAUACAGUGUUGGCUUUGAGGUGACCUGCGUCAGUGCUAACGUCUCGAAUGCCCCUGGUGCCUUCAGCAAACAAAGUUCUGGAGAUUUCCGACCUGGCUACUGUGUUCUUCAGCUCUCAAACGUCUCUGGAGGAGUGUACAACAUACGUCCCUGCACCUUCCGGGUGGGCAAGGAGGGCCCGUUCUUCUUGGAAUUCAGCUGCUCCACGUCGUAUGCCGUUUCUCAAUUACAGUAGCACACAGGGACUGAGUUCAAGAGAUAAGCCUAAGUCAUAGACAUGUAUUAUAAAUUCAUAGACCUCACACUCUGACAUGAUUCCAGGUCGCUAUGGAGUGCAACCAUUCGCUACUCUAGAAAUGCAAAGUUCUAUCUGCUCAGUUCCUAGUUUUGAAAAAUUUGAUGUUAAAAAUUUUGGGUUCACAUCAAGUCAAGCUUUUUCAAAUGCAAUACUUUGAGUAUCUUGAUAACGACUCCGAAUAAUCGUUCUAUUUUGGUAGAGUAGAUGGAAGAUUUGGUUUCUUACCUCAUGGUCUUAGUGAUUGAAAACGGCCAAAAAUGUCAAAUAGAACUGUGUAAUUCUGUGGUAGUGAAUUCUCUCAAUUUGGAGUCAGAUGAAGGGCAAGGUUGGGAAGGUGUCAUAGACACUGGACUAUUAUACCAAGACUGGUGCUUUGCUCUUCAUUUGGGCCCCAUGGUGUGCACACUUGUUAGAGACACUUUUAUAGAGAGCAAAGAGUGGCGGUCAUGACAAUGCAGGGACUAGGAUAUUAUACAUCAAGUCUAUGGUCCAGAUCUGCCACUUGUGUCUGGCUGUACCCGGUGUCUUGCUAUCCCAGUGAGCUGAAAAGCCCCACACAAGGGGAGUGAGUACACAUAAUAGGUUUUGUCAUAAACAACAUUGAUCAUCAUUGCUUGAGUAGCCUCAAUACCCACUUUCUGCAGUCAUUAACUCCUUAUCUCCUGGGGGGGGGGGGGCACUAUGUUUGGUCCCUCUUUUGGAACAAAAUCUAAAAGUGACAAUAUAUGUCUCUAAACUGGUCAUUUGAUCAAAACAAGUAAACCUAUUUUGAUAGUUUUUCGUCUAAAGAUUGAACUCCCGGUAAAAGAAAACUAUUUUCGGCAAUUGCCGAAAAGUAAUUUAACGUUGAAGUCAUGGUAAAGGAAUAUGCCGGAGCCGCUGCCAGAGGCUUACUGGCACUACAGUUCCAGCUGUGAGCCACUGGGAGCAGCUUGCCUGAGAUUAGGGGUUAAUAAAAGUUCCAGUCACAUGUAUCCUACAGUAAAUGGGAGAUUCUCAACACAAAAAAGUUGACUACACAAGAAGUACAAAGUAAUGUUUAUGAACAAGCCUAGAGCGUCUUCUUUCCCUGCUCUGAAAUUGUCUGGUCUUCCCUGUGCUUCAUUACUUGUUGUUGUUGUUGGUUGUGACCCAAAUUAUGAAGUAGUCUUUUCUUUCCUACAAGACAUCUAUCGUCCUUAUCGCUCCUCCUUCUAUACUUAGUAUGUUACCCUCUAGUAGACUAGUAUUGCCCCUAACGUUCAGCACUUGUAUGACCUAUUUGUGUGAGUUGCAUGUGCUGCAAAACCUUUACUUAGACCUGCAUGUUUGCCGACAAUCGUCUGAAAUCCGACAAUCGCGACCUGACCCGCAAACCGGCCGAUGCUAUCGCUAGGCCCGCCUGUAUCAGUCAAUGUGUGUAGUGCGAGGCUUGGUCGACUGCCAGCGACCCCUUUUUCUCCCGUCGGCUUCGUCGGCACUUUCGUUUUCGUGCCGACCGCCGAGGCGCGCACCGCCUACUGCUGACGUCGGCGUUUCUGACAUAAUUGUCGGAACCUGAGUAGAAAUGCGAAUACGAAAAAGGAUGACAACUUAAAUUAUCUACUU